AUGCCAUACACUGCCAAUAGCGACAAUUCCAGUAUGGAUUCUGAUUCUAGUACCGAAACUGAAUCUAUAUCCAGUCCAAGUAGCAGUAAUUCGUUAUCGGGUUUUGAAUCAGAUGCCUCUUCGGAAAGGGAUACAUCCUGCAGUGAUACUAGUAGUAGCAGCAGUGCCCAUAGCUCAGAUGAAGAGAACACAAGGGGAAGUUCUGCAUUUUUGGAGGCAACAAAUGGCAGUGGCUAUGAAACAAAUGAAAAACUGGAAUUGCCUUUACUUAAUCGCCGGAAGCAACGGGCCCGUUUAACACAUAAAAUGAAAAGAGACAAUGGCGAGGAGGAGGAGGGCGACGAGAAGGCGGAGGAAGAUAAUGACCUGGAGUGUUCACUGUGUAUGCAAAAUUGUGAGAUGUCAGGUGAACAUCGUUUGUGUUCGCUGAAAUGUGGACACUUCUUUGGUGAAUCAUGUAUACGCAUACGGCUAAAAGAGGCGGCAUGUCCUGAAUGUAAGACCAAGGCUCGCCAAAGACACAUACGUUAUCUGUAUGCCAAACGUCUAAAGGUCAUCGAUCGUAGCGAUGAGGAACGGAUACGUGAACAAUUGAAACAGGAAAGGAUUCGAACACAAAUUUUAGAAUUUGAAUUGGAUUCUAUGAAAGUGUUCUAUGCAGACUUGAUGCAAACAAUGCAUAAAUUAGAGACUGAUAAUGCAGCAAUAAAACAAAGUGUGACCCAUAAGGAUAGUGGGGAAAAUAUUUACAACAUAAAUGAGACCUCUGCCACUAACGAUAACAGUUAUGGCUUAGUUUUAGAUAGAAAAAUUGCCAUAUCACGUAAACCCUGUUGUCGGGUCAUGAAGUAUGCUGAUAAACAAACCAAAUUAAUUGUAUCCCAAAAAGGUUUCUUUCCUGGCUAUGGCCUCCGGCUUAUGAAUGCCCCCAGUUUUGAAUCGUCCAAUUAUUUGUAUACCUCCCAGAAAAUGGUAUGCGAUUUAUCGUUGUCCGAAGAGCAAAAUUUAAUUGCUGUUGCCAGCAAGGAACGUUCCGCGAAGCUGUUCGAUUUACGUAAUUACCAGGCUGUGACCGUAUUUAAACCUGGAAAAAUGACGAUUUUAUCAUGUGCCAUCUCAUCUUGUCAUGGUAAUGAAAAUGAACUAUUUUUGGGUUCCCAUCAGGGCUGUAUUUAUGUCUAUGAUAUACGAAAUCCGGGCAAUUAUCGUCAGGAACAUAAACUCAGUGGAGAUACCUCACCUGUUAUACAAAUCGAAAUUGUAAAGGAAAGCCGUCAGUUUCCCAGUGGAGGAUUUUUAAUUUGUCAAAAAUCUUCGUUAUGGUUCUAUGAAAUUCAACAUACCCAUGCAAGUGGUGUCCAGGCCACAUGUUUAAUGUCGCAAGAAAAUAUAAUAACGAUAGAUUAUAAUAAAGAAACACAACAAAUUCUCCUACAAUUGGGUUCGUCACUCAAUCAACCGCAUAUGCGUCAUAUUAUGGGAAAUUUGCUAAGACAUGGCGAUAAUCCGCCUUCACUGCAAAUAGUAUAUGUUUUUUAUGCCAAAACAUCGAGUUCCAUUAUGUCUAGAUCUACACAAAUUAAUUUCAAUAACAAUACCAUUGUGGCUGCAUAUAUCCAAGACCAAAAACUACUAUCUCUAUUCGAUACUACGUCGAAUUCGUCAAAUCAAUUGACAAUACAAUCAUAUCCUGUGACCAAAGUAAUCUAUGAUCUCUGCCCGAUUUAUGUAAAUGAAGAUUUUACAUAUUUGGCGGCAUUAAAUAAAUCGAAAUGUUUUAUAUAUAAAUUAAAUAAGACGGGAAGUGUUCAAUAA
Musca vetustissima is the source of this 1815-nucleotide messenger RNA. Its product is annotated as E3 ubiquitin-protein ligase RFWD3-like. Gene Ontology annotation, biological process: protein ubiquitination; interstrand cross-link repair. The record is from RefSeq and is a predicted model, not a curated record. The transcript has 2 exons. Gene Ontology annotation, cellular component: nucleus. Lineage: Eukaryota; Metazoa; Arthropoda; Insecta; Diptera; Muscidae. Bases 1 to 1815 code for a protein of 604 amino acids. Gene Ontology annotation, molecular function: protein binding; ubiquitin protein ligase activity.